Molecule: messenger RNA, 1992 nt
Organism: Boleophthalmus pectinirostris (great blue-spotted mudskipper)
Lineage: Eukaryota; Metazoa; Chordata; Actinopteri; Gobiiformes; Gobiidae
Exons: 4
Coding region: 106-627 (173 amino acids)
Source: RefSeq, a predicted model, not a curated record
UACUUCAUUUCCUCACUAGAAAGUCAACACCCAUGCACGCUCCAUUUCCUGUAGGUUUCCAAUAGUUCUUUCAUUUACUACGUAUUUGUCUUGAUGAUUUGAAAUAUGAAGAUGAUUCUUGCUAUUUUGGUUCUAUUGCCUGGACUAAGCUAUGGUUUUUUGAAACCCAGUGACACCAUGUGCAAAGCCACAGAGACAAAAAGCACCUGUUCUGUGAUGCUCGGAGGAAAUAUUUUCUUACAAGUUAUGAGCAAUGCUUCCACCUAUAGGAUCCAGUUCAAGAAACAGCUUCCCAGUGGAUCUAAGGAGGUGCUUGCAAUUAAAAAAGAAAGAUUGUUAAUACGUGAAGAUUCAUUCAGCAACCGUACGGAGGCGUUCAUAAACAAUGGAACAAUUAAGAUUCAAAAUUUGCAGUGGGAGGAUGCAGGAAAAUACAAAGUGGAAAUUUAUGACACAAAGGGAUCCAAUGUGAAAACAGUGGAGAUGACACUAGAAGUGAAGGCAAACCUAUGGCCUAUUGUUGUGAUUGCUGGUUCUUCUGUGGGGGCUUUUCUGGUGCUGGUCCUCAUAUCAGUUUGUAUUUACAGAAAAGUCAAGACAAACAAGCAACCAGGUACAGCAAUAUGAAAGAAGUUGCAUCAUAUUACAAGAAAUAAUUCAAAAUCUUUGGACACAUUGUAUAACCUCAGUAAUAACUGUAAUGGACACACUUGCGAUGAGGGGCCUGUUCCAAAUGCUAUUUUGCAGAUGAAUGAAUUUCUGAUUUGAGUCUUUCAAAUAUAAUAUAAACGUGACAAAUUUCUGCUUUUUUAUUUAUACCAUAAGUUCUUUCCCCAUGUUAUUUAAAUUCUGAAUGAACCUAAAAGGCUACAUAUUUAUAUCUGAACACAAAGUGAAGUUGAUAAGCAUUCACUUCACACAAUAUUGGUACACAAACAACAACCCAACAUAAUAUGAAACAAGGGCAUUUUGUCAGUUUAAAUUUCAGACAAUGUCUUUGAUAACUGACAACCACAAUUACAGUCAUUGGUUGUUUUAAAUCUCCCAUGUCAAAUCAAAUCAAUUUGACCUGUUGCUCUAGCAGCAUUGAAGGAUGGAUGAAAUACAGAGGACAAAUUUCCCUGAAUCAAUAAAAUUAUACCUUAACCUGAUUCAAAUGUGUCAUUGUAAUACGUGGCAUACUUUUGUUUCAUAUACUGGUAUUUUGAAGUAAAUGUGUAAAUAUUAGAGGUGUUCUGUGAUAUAUUGUGAUACGUCAUUGCACAAUUCUUGAAUUGAUUCAAAAUGUAUCUGAAUCAAUUUUAUUUAAUUAAAUAAUAUUUUUCACAAAAAGUUAAAUUCACUGUUCUCAUGAUUUAAAAAAAAAAAUUCUAAACUAUAUUUCAUACAGUUUUGAUCUUAUAAGUAAAGUUUUACUUUUUAAUUUUAAUUUUAGAUAAAUCACAAUAUAUCAUCUAUUGUUUUAGUGUCGUGAUAUAUUGUGACAUAAUGAAUUGUGACAUACAUAUUGUCAGAAUAAUUCUAUUAUCCCAUAUUUGCUAAAUGCUUGUGUGUUAUUCUAGACCUAUGAGUUAACCAUUUAUGUACUACAAUUCUUUGAUUUAUAAUGUACCAAUCAUUUGUAUGAAUAUGAAUAACCUCUUUGUUCUUAACACCUGUGUGCAGUGACCUAUCGCUCUUGUGAACCUCGAGAUGAUUCCUCACAUGAAACCAACUCCCACUGUCACACAUGCAAGAGUUAUGAUGGUGUCUGACUAUACCUACGGCACCUCCUGAUUGUUAAUCAUGUUUUAUGUGUUUGAACUAUGAAUAGCUGCAUCAGUUUCUUAUUAUGUCUUUGCUGAUUCCCCCUUCCCCUUGAGAAUUAUCAUUCUGUAACUAGGGCCUCCUAAUGAAAUAAAAGGAGGAGAGCGGCCUUGAGUCAUCAGAACGUGUGGAGACUGUUGGUCUGAUGCCCACUCUCUGCCCGUUCUCCUCAUGAGAAAAACUGAA